ACAAGAGGGCAUGGCAACACCACAAGAUGGGGUAGUAGUACAACAAGAGGACAUGCCAACACCACAAAAAUGGGUAACAAGAAUGCAAGAGUGGAUGGUAACACCGCAGGAGGUAGUGGCCCCACCACAAAAGGUUAUGGACAAUGCCCUAGGGGCGAUAGAGACUAUAAUCAUGUACAAGAAAGGUAUAGGAAUGAGGAUUGUCCAAAUGACAGUAGACCAACAACAGACCAAAAGAAACAACAGUUUCUUAACUUCCCAUUUAUAGAACAUUGUGAAACAAUCCGUUUAUUAGCACAGUUUCAUGUCAUGUUUAUAUUGAGAGGUGCACCAGGAAGUGGCAAGACCACUGUUGCCAGAGCCAUCUUGGAGCAGGCUAAAGAUCAAGCCAUUGUUUGUUCUGCUGAUGAUUUUCGUUACAAUGAGAAUGGAGAGUAUGUGUGGCAAAAAGAAAAACUGGAGGAAACACACAACAAAUGUAAAAAAAAGGCAGAGGAAUUUGCUGCUCUUGGCAAACCUUCGAUCAUCAUAGACAACACAAAUAUAAGAACAUUUGAAGUGGAACCUUACAUGAAGAUAGCUCAACAAUAUGGCUACGUUGUUGUGUUGGUUGAACCAAAAACUCCGUGGAAGCAUCAGGCUAGAGAGUUGGUUAAGAAAACUCCCCACAAUGUUCCACUUGGCACUAUAUUUAAACGACUUGAGGAUUUUGAUGAAAUUUUGCCAUAUUACUUUGGUUGGUUUCUCUCACCAGAGGAUAGUGUGAAACUGCCGACAAUGGCUAAAGAUAUUUUGUCGAAAAGCUUACAAGUAGCCGAGUUCCAACACUUUAUCAAAGCUUUCGCAGCUCGUUUCACUGAAGAGUUCACGGUUGAUGACAUCGUGUCUUACUACUUGAUGAACGAGCAAAAGGAGCCAUACCACGUCACCGCAUGUUUUUCACCUCGAGGAAAAUACCUGGGCGGUUCACCAUAUCACAAAGCACGAGCAGUCGUGGGUGCUUUAGGUCAGAUCUCAUUUGUGUCCAUCGUUGGUUUAGUUGUAACCGAAAACACCUUCAGCGCUCGUGUCACUCUCACAAAUACGCAACGUAAAUUGUGGAUGAAGGAAGACCAACGUUGUCCAAGAAAAGGUCACGGGUAUGGUAGAGUCGUUUCACCAUGGGCUGUCCAAGGAAUCACAAGAUCCUUGCAGAAAUUACCAUUAGAGGAUAGUGCUCGCCCAGUUACAGACAGACGCGAUAACUGUUCAGAUGCAAGCACACAUAUUACCCUUGGAACAAGACAAAACGUAAAUCCAGUUCAAGCCAAAUACGAUGUUGAAGCAGUCAUAAACUUAGAGGUCACGUCUGAAGAGUUUGAAGAGUAUACGUUGGUUGAUGGAGUUGGUAUGAUAAGAAAAUACAGCGAUGACGUCUGGGCGCUGUACUUCAACCAAGCCAACAUUAUGAAAAUACCAGUAAUCUUUUCUGGUCACUAUGCCCAACGUAUUGUCAAUGAUUUUAUGGAUGAGAUCGAUGAUUUCUAAUCAUAUUUGUAUUUUGUAGAUUUGUUUUUAUUACGUAGAUAAUAGCGCCAAGUUUUAUCUCAGUGUAAAUAAUAUAUUACAAACAAAUAUAUCCGAAUAUAUAUGUACCUAAAAUUUCCGACAAAUAAAGACAAUUUUAGCAUUUCUGCUUUUCAAUCUAUUGUUGGGAAAACUGCAGAGGAAAACCGCAAAUUCUCUCGUUUUUGUGAUCUCUAUAAAGAGCCUGGGAUUGCGUGAGUUGAUGAGAUAUUUUCAAAUGUUAAUAUCAC
Molecule: messenger RNA, 1796 nt
Organism: Dendronephthya gigantea
Lineage: Eukaryota; Metazoa; Cnidaria; Anthozoa; Malacalcyonacea; Nephtheidae
Product: 2',3'-cyclic-nucleotide 3'-phosphodiesterase-like
Exons: 4
Coding region: 70-1527 (485 amino acids)
Biological process (GO): cyclic nucleotide catabolic process
Cellular component (GO): cytoplasm; membrane
Molecular function (GO): 2',3'-cyclic-nucleotide 3'-phosphodiesterase activity
Source: RefSeq, a predicted model, not a curated record